CCCGCCUCCUAUUGGAAAGCUCUAUCUCAUGUCCGUGCCACCUUCUCUCGAUCCAUCACCCCUGUCCUGCAUUAAAGGGUAUAUAAGAGGGGCGUUAAGCUGUCACACAGCAGAGCCAGCAGGAGACUCAUCGUCGCACUGAGAGAGACAUCAGGAGACAAGAUGCCCACCACCACGAGGAUCAUCUCUGACAGCAGGAAGUUGGAUAAAGCCAGAAAAGCCAAAGCUGGAAGCACACCUGCAGAGAAGAUCCCGGCCUACGAGCCAAAUCUCCCUGAGCCAAAAUGCAGAGCUGAUCUCAUCAAACACUGGUUCAACCUUUCCCUGGAUGACAAGACAGCCAAUAAGGUGCUGUGGAUCACAGAUGGCGGUGCUAAGGUGGCCCGUAUGACCGAUAAUGUCACUUGUCCCGUCCUGGAUAGACCAGAGCGAUAUGAGUAUGCUCCGCAGGUUCUCUGCAAAGAAGGCAUCCUGGGCUUCCGAGGCUACUGGGAGGUGGAGUUUUCGGGAUGGGUCGUGGUCGGGGUCGCCUACGAACGGGCGGGGAGGAGGAACAACGAAGGACCCUGCGGCCUGGGAGAGAAUGAGGAGUCCUGGGGACUGGGCUGGAGCGGGUCCUGCUACAAUGCGUGGCACAAGAGCCACAGCAUAGAGAUCACGGAGAUUCCCAAGUGCUCCACAAUCGGGGUCUACCUCGAUCAGCCUGCCGGUAUCCUAAAUUUCUACGCCGUGGAGGAGGUGAAGGAGGGAGAGGAGAGCACAGGGGGGAAGGAGGUCAAACUUUUGCAGCAGGUCAGGAGCUCCUUCACGGAGAAAAUGUUAGCGGGUUUCUGGGUGGGGAACCACUCACACUGUCUGAUCACAAAGAAGGAGGAAUAGGGGACGGAAUCAACAUUUCUAAAAGUUAAUCAUCAUGAGCUGAGAGAGGCGUGAAACUAUGUCAUUCUUUUUGUAAGAAAGCUACAAUUAUGGUAGCUGUAAACACAAAAUGACUGGACAACACCAACAACCACUGGAACAUUUCCAUUCAUAUAAGCUUGUAUAAAUCCUAUGCAAGUUGUAAUAGCUGAAACAUCAGUUCCCAUGAGAUAUACUCCUUAUUACCGGCAGAUCUGAGACUGAUACAGAGUACCUAGGUUAGCAUGUUUCAGUAAAAGGUAAAGUCCAAUGACAAUCAGCCCACUGUUCUGGACUUGCCAGGGACAACCGGACCACUCAAGGCUUAUACUGUAAUAUUUAUGUGUAUUUCUAUCACUCCAUUGUUUUUUGCUUGUAAAGAAUGUACAGUGUUACCCACUUUGCUAUGAAUGUAUACAGAAUGUUUGCAUAAGUUCGAAUAAAUAAUAAUCUUGA
Messenger RNA from Acanthopagrus latus (yellowfin seabream), 1353 nucleotides. Its product is annotated as stonustoxin subunit beta-like. Bases 163 to 879 code for a protein of 238 amino acids. The transcript has 5 exons. Gene Ontology annotation, molecular function: protein binding. NCBI's taxonomy places the organism in Eukaryota, Metazoa, Chordata, Actinopteri, Spariformes, Sparidae. The record is from RefSeq and is a predicted model, not a curated record.